UUUUCUUUGGUGUGGUGAAACUGUUACCAUGUCGUUGCAGAAGACCCUCUAUGUCGGCCCGUUCAUCCAUUGCAAGACUCUGACUAUCCUGGAUGUCUGUACGAGUGCUGUGAUAGGAGUUGGUGAAGAUGGGAAGAUUGCAUUUGUAGAAAGAGAUGUGGACGAGUCGCAAUUGCCAGUCAGGCAAGGGUGGGAAGAUGCGAAGGUUGUGAAGAUAGAUGGUUCGGGGUGGUUCUUCCCGGGCUUCAUAGACACACAUAUUCACGCCUCACAAUAUCCCAAUGCCGGAAUCUUCGGGAAGUCAACACUUCUGGACUGGCUAAAUACCUACACCUUCCCUCUCGAAUCAUCCUUCACAGAUUUGAAGAAGGCAAGCAGAAUCUACAAGCGCAUCGUCUCUCGAACACUCUCCCACGGCACAACGACAGCAUGCUACUUUGCAACAAUUCAUGUCCCAGCCACGAAUCUCCUUGCCGAUAUUUGCCACAACAAAGGCCAACGUGCCUUCGUGGGCCGCGUAUGCAUGGACUCGCAUCUCUCCCCUGAUUUCUACCGCGACGAGACACCCGCAGUCUCUCGCGACAACGCAAAGGCCUGUAUCGAUCAUAUCCGCUCCAUAGACCCCACAUUCGACCUUGUCAGCCCCAUCAUAACACCCCGCUUCGCCCCCUCAUGCUCCGCAGAAGCACUCGAUCUCCUCGGCGAACUUCACAAUAAAACAGGAGUGCCCGUACAGACACACCUCUGCGAGAAUCAUCCCGAGAUCGCGCUCGUUAAAGAGCUGUUUCCAGAAUCGAAGCACUACACCGACGUAUACGACAACGCAGGACUGCUGACUUCGAAAACGAUUUUGGCACAUUGCGUGCAUUUAUCACCAGAAGAACGCAAUCUGAUCAAACUCCGCAACGCAAAGAUCUCCCAUUGUCCAGCUUCAAAUGCGGCAUUGACAUCAGGAUGUGCGCCAGUGAAGGAGAUGCUUCGAGAAGGCAUGACGAUCGGCCUGGGAACAGACGUGAGUGGAGGAUACACGCCUUCAAUCUUGGCCGAAUGUCGGGAAGCGUUGUUCACAAGUCGAUAUUUGUGUAUUUCGAAUGAAGGCGGAGGAGUUGUGAACGGGAAAACUAAGAAAACUGAUGAGAUUAAGUUGUCGGUUGAAGAGGCUUUGUUUGUGGCCACAAGGGGUGGAGCGAAGGUUGUUGGGCUGGAAGAUAAGAUUGGAGGGUUUGAGGUGGGAAUGGAUUGGGAUGCACAGCUGAUUCAGUUGGAUGAUGUUAGUGAUGGCGAGGAUGAGACUUUGGUCAAUGGGGAUGUAGAUGGUGGUGAGGAGGCAACUUUUGCUGAGGAUGUGGGGUUGGUGGAUGUCUUUGGGCAUGAAAGUUGGGAUGACAGAGUCAACAAGUGGGUUUAUGGCGGCGAUGACAGGAAUACAAAGGCAGUAUGGGUGAAGGGACGCUUAGUGCACAAGAGGCAAGGUGCCAGUGUGUGAGAGGAGAAGCGCAUGGCUUGAUUACUCACGAAAUGGCUCGGGUGCUGGGUUUGGGCGCUAUUUGGGGAAUGCUUCGAGAAGGGCUCUGGCAAGCAUUCAGCAACGAGAUCAUGCCCGGGCAUGUACAUGG
Molecule: messenger RNA, 1616 nt
Organism: Cercospora beticola
Lineage: Eukaryota; Fungi; Ascomycota; Dothideomycetes; Mycosphaerellales; Mycosphaerellaceae
Gene: GUD1
Product: guanine deaminase
Biological process (GO): guanine catabolic process
Cellular component (GO): cytosol
Molecular function (GO): guanine deaminase activity; zinc ion binding
Source: RefSeq, a predicted model, not a curated record